CUGAGGGACACCGUGACAUUGAUCACAUCGUCCCAGCCAUUUCCAACAAGAGGUCCCGCCUCAGACCGAGAGCUUUGUAUCAGGAGUGCCUGCAGGUUAGCAUCCCGCCUGGUUAUUCGGCGAGAUUGAAAAUGGACAUUGGAAUUCGCUACAUUUUGCUGCUGUUGGUGUUUCAGUGGCGGCUGUGCGGCGCUAUACAGUGGCUUGCCAUCGCUGUCAGCGGCACCGCUUUAGGCUGGAACCAGACUCAACAUUGCAAACUGGCUGGCUUAGUCCCAGACCAGCAGCAGCUUUGCCGGAGGAACCUGGAGCUCAUGCACAGCAUUGUCUUCGCGGCCAAGCAGACGCGGCUGGUGUGUCAGAACGCCAUGGCAGACAUGAGAUGGAACUGCUCCUCAAUCCACCUGGCACCCCACUUCAAUCCAGAUCUGAACAGAGGAACAAGGGAAUCAUCCUUCGUGUACGCCCUCUCUUCUGCUGCGCUCAGUCACUCCAUCGCUCGGUUCUGUGCCUCUGGCGAGUUGCCAACCUGCUCCUGUGGUCUCAUCCCAGCAGAGGUUCCCGGGCCUGACUUCAGGUGGGGUGGUUGUGGGGACAACCUCCGCUAUGGCCUGCAGCUUGGCUCUGUUUUUGCAGAUGCACCAGUGAAAGGCAACAGGGCUGGAACACAGGCAAACAGGCUGAUGAACAAGCACAACAAUGAUGUUGGCAGACAGGCAUUGAUUAAUUCUUUGGAAACCAAGUGCAAGUGCCAUGGUGUUUCUGGCUCAUGUUCUGUAAAAACAUGCUGGAAGGGAUUACAGGAACUAAACAAGAUUGCGGUGAACCUGAAGUCAAAAUACCUGGCAGCCACCAGAGUGAUUCACCGUUAUGUUGGCACAAGGAAACAGCUGGUGCCUAAAGAGCUCGAUAUUAGGCCAGUUAGGGAAAGUGAACUGAUUUACCUGGUGGGCUCACCUGACUACUGCACAACAAGUGAAAAGCAAGGCUCCUAUGGCACCCAUGAAAGACAGUGCAACAAGACUUCUGUGGGCAGCGACAGCUGUAACCUGAUGUGCUGUGGUCGGGGAUACAAUGCAUAUACAGAGACAAUUAUAGAGAGAUGUAGUUGCAAGUAUCACUGGUGCUGCUAUGUAACCUGCAAAAAGUGUGAAAGGACAGCAGAAAGGUAUGUGUGUAAGUAACCGCCAAGAGCCUUACUGUACAAAAUGGCAUCAUAGCACUAGACUAAAUUGAGCAGUAUCUGAGAACAUAAACUGUGAGGAGAAUUUUAAAUAUCUGGAGACGGUUUCCAAAAAAGACCAGUAUUCCUUGGAUACUACUGGGAGAAUGAGUGGAAUUGAGAAACCUCUGUAUUGAAAGAAAGGAACAGCAGAUAAAGGCAAAAUUUAAAGAGCCAAGAGAAUGGACUCUGCUAAUCAUCUUCAAAAGAUUGGCAA
Carcharodon carcharias (great white shark) is the source of this 1439-nucleotide messenger RNA. Its product is annotated as protein Wnt-11b-like. The coding region runs from base 132 to 1184 and encodes 350 amino acids. Gene Ontology annotation, cellular component: extracellular region. Gene Ontology annotation, molecular function: cytokine activity; frizzled binding. The transcript is spliced from 6 exons. Lineage: Eukaryota; Metazoa; Chordata; Chondrichthyes; Lamniformes; Lamnidae. Gene Ontology annotation, biological process: cell fate commitment; neuron differentiation; canonical Wnt signaling pathway. The record is from RefSeq and is a predicted model, not a curated record.